Messenger RNA from Uloborus diversus, 1323 nucleotides. Its product is annotated as sulfotransferase ssu-1-like. Gene Ontology annotation, biological process: sulfation. The record is from RefSeq and is a predicted model, not a curated record. Bases 59 to 1021 code for a protein of 320 amino acids. The transcript is spliced from 2 exons. Gene Ontology annotation, molecular function: sulfotransferase activity. Lineage: Eukaryota; Metazoa; Arthropoda; Arachnida; Araneae; Uloboridae. Gene Ontology annotation, cellular component: cytoplasm.
UCCAUCAGGCACUCAUCUUGAGGUCACUUGGACAAAUUAAUUCAACACUAAGAGGAAAAUGACAAACGCCAUCAAAAGACCUCUAUACCAAACCAUUGAGGGUUUGAGAAUUCCAUCUUUUUUUUCGCCAAAUUGCUUUAAAGAAGCUCUAACCUACAAGCCAUCGUCGAAUGAUGUCUUUAUUGUUACGUAUCCAAAAUGUGGAACAACAUGGAUGCAGAAUAUUGUUCUUUACAUAUUUCGGAAAGGACAGGAACUCGAAGACACGAAGGAUUUCAUUAGGAUGUGUCCUCACAUCGAAGAAGUGGGUUUAGAGGGAAUUGAGAGAAUGACAAGGCCUGGAGCGAUCAAGACACACCUUCCAUAUAAUAUGAUGCCGUAUUCCCCGGAAGCAAAAUAUAUUUUCGUCGCGCGCGAUCCAAGAGACUGCUGCGUUUCGUUAUACUACCACACCAGGAACAACCUCAAGUUUGGAUACUGGGAUGGACAGUUUGAUGAAUUCUUCGAGCUGUUCAUGGCCGGUGAAGUUGAGUUCAAUGACUACUACGACCACUUGUUGGGUUUGUACCCUCAUCGCAACGAUUCCCAGGUGUUCUUCACAAAAUACGAAGACAUGAAGAGAAAUGCGAAGGAAGUCGUUGUGAAUCUUUCAAGAUUCCUUGGACAAGAGUACAUCGAUGCUAUAGAGAAAGACAAUGCCGUGCUGAACAAUAUCUUACGAUUUAGCGGGUUUGAUUACAUGAAGAAGAAAUUGUCGCAUCUUUUUGGAGCAACAUCAAACGAAUCAAGUGAAGCAGAUGCCUCAAAAGAGAAAGAUAUGACGGAAUCGGAGAAGUACCUAGAGAAUUUUGUUAAAAGUCUAAACAUUCCGGAAAAUCCCCCGCAGUUAGAGUUCUUGAGGAAAGGAUGCGUAGGAGAUUGGCGAAAUCAUUUUUCACCUGAACAAAGAGACAGGUUUGAAGCGAAGUUUCUAGAAAGAACUAAAGGCACAGAAAUUCAAGAAUGGUACGGAACAAAUUAAGAGAUUUUAUCUGAAAAUAUAAUUAUAUGCAUUUUUCUACACUAGGCAGUCGUUUUAUCCAAUGAUUCCAAUAGCAAUGGCAGCGGAGGGAAGUUGAUUCGAAGUGUUUUUCUUUGUGUCUAUCAGAUUUAUCUAUUAAUAUUGGCUACUAAUGUAAAAUUGUUUGUAAAAGGGCAGAAAUUGAAAUUUUGUUUCAAUAUUCAUAUAAUUACUUUUUGUUAGUCGGAUACAGAAAGUGAAAUUUAAACUAUUGUGAAAUAACAGUUAUGAUACCUAUUGGAAUAAAUUGAAGAAAAAAAGUC